Messenger RNA from Leptonychotes weddellii (Weddell seal), 1099 nucleotides. Lineage: Eukaryota; Metazoa; Chordata; Mammalia; Carnivora; Phocidae. The record is from RefSeq and is a predicted model, not a curated record.
AUGACACCGGGCUUCCAGGCCCCUCUCUUCCUCCUGCUCCUGGUAUCCCAACAGCUUACAGGGACUAUUGCUGGUAGCACUCACCGUAGCGUAGAACCUCCCACCUCCUCCAAUCGUAGCACUUCUCCCCUGUUGUCUCUUAGGAUCUCCUCCUUCUUCCUGUCCUUUUCCAUUUUGAAUCUCCAGUUUAACUCUUCUCUGGAAGAUCCCAGCACCAAAUACUACCAGGAGCUGCAGAGAAACAUUUCUGAGUUGUUUUUGCAGAUUUAUGAACAGGAAGGUUUUCUGGGCCUCUCUAACAUCAAGUUCAGAGCAGGAUCUGUGCUGGUGGAAUCAAUUCUGGCCUUCCGCAAGGGUGUCACCGACGCCCGCGCCGUGAAGACACGGUUUGAAGAGCACAGAAAGGAGCUAGCCAAAUAUAACCUGUCCGUUUCAGGUGUUAGCGUGCAAGACGGGUCGUUCCUUUCCGCCAGCCAGUCCAGCUCUGGGGUACCUGGCUGGGGCAUCGCCCUGCUGGUUCUGGUCUGUGUCCUGGUUGCACUCUCCAUCCUCUACGUCAUUGCCCUGGCUGUGUGUUGGUGCCGUCGGAAGAACUGUAGGCAGCUGGACCUCUUUCCAACCCGCGACGCCUACCACCCUAUGAGCGAGUACCCCACCUACCAUACCCAUGGGCGCUAUGUGCCGCCAGGCAGCACACACAGCCCCUAUGAGGAGGUCUCUGCAGGCAACGGGGGCAGCGGGUUCUCUUAUGUGAACCCGAACCCAUCAGCCACUUCCGCCAGCUUGUAGGAGCACGUUGCCCGCCGCCACCACCGAGCUUGGGACGCCAGUGCCUCGUGCCUCCCCCAGGCUCCUCACUGCCAGAGUCCUCUCCUCUCAACUCUGUUCAGGGCUGGUGAGCUGGGAGUUCAGGCGGGCUGCUCACAAGUCCCACCAGGUCUCCCAACCGAUGUCAGCCCUGCUGAAGCCCAUCCGAGCCCCUUGGGGACAGGCCUGGGACGGUGGCUCCCAGGAAGCCCGGCCCAGAAAACCCUGAGAUGGAAGUGCAGACCAGACCGGGGCUGAAUAAAGCGGGGCCCUCCUCUGUGCUGACUGCCAA